ACACAGGUGUGUCUUUUUUACCUCAUUGCGUCUGUCUGUGGGAAAUCCACCUCCAUAUACAAAUCAGCUUAAUUUUCAGGAUUUAUUACAAUGAAGGUUCCACCGGCGGAACUGAUGAGUGAUAUACUGCUGCGGGUGAGGGGGGAGGCUGUCCUCCCUGUUCACAGCAGCAUUGCAAAGUUCAAACGUAAGGAUGGCAUGUAUGUGGUCGCCGAGGACUACAGUGAAAUUGUGAAAAAAAGGGAAAUUGUGAACGCCAAAGAACGUCUGCGGAUUAGGAACCUGAACACCAUGUUCUUCCGCUUGAAGCGCAUGGUGCCCCUCAUGCGCCCCGACCACAAGCCAAGCAAAGUGGACACACUCAAGGCGGCCUCCGAAUACAUCCGAUUGCUAGUGGCCGUGCUUCAGGACACUGAAAAGGGAGACACCACCGGCGGGACUGACUUCCUGAAGAAGGCCAUUAGUUAUGGAAAUGCUGAGGCCAUGAACAGUGGCUUGUGGGAAGAAGACGAUUUAAAUGACCUGUCAGAGCUGAAGAUGUCCGAGGGAUACACGCUGACUUUGCCUGUCGGAGCCUAUGGGGGAGAGCAAGCCGACCUCAAUGGACUGCUGCUGCAACACUGUGUGGUGCCCACCUACCAGUUCAUCAUCCAGAUUGCACCCGAUCAGUUUUGAUUAUAUGAAGGAUUAUAUAUUGCAGCUUUGCCCGAAAAGCCCCAAAUACAUGGUGAUUUUGAUGACCCAUUUCCAAAUCUUCCUUCAAGUGACGUCCAAGAUGGCAGUGUUUACUUAUGAUGGUCCCACCCAGUUGAACGCACCAACUGGUAGGCUGAUCUAUCGGUCAUGCAUCGGGGUAGACACUUGUGAUGUCGAUAUGGAGACCUGAGCAACCAUGGAUUACCUUUCUCCGUGCCCAGUGGCGGUUUCCCCAGUGCAAGGUUUAAUCUUGCAGCAUUUCGAACUGUCAUCCAUU
Gadus chalcogrammus (walleye pollock) is the source of this 973-nucleotide messenger RNA. It is a transcript of the gene figla, whose product is annotated as folliculogenesis specific bHLH transcription factor. Gene Ontology annotation, molecular function: protein dimerization activity; DNA-binding transcription factor activity, RNA polymerase II-specific; RNA polymerase II transcription regulatory region sequence-specific DNA binding. The coding region runs from base 91 to 675 and encodes 194 amino acids. The transcript is spliced from 5 exons. The record is from RefSeq and is a predicted model, not a curated record. Gene Ontology annotation, biological process: developmental process; regulation of transcription by RNA polymerase II. NCBI's taxonomy places the organism in Eukaryota, Metazoa, Chordata, Actinopteri, Gadiformes, Gadidae.